CAUUUUCCUAGUGUCAGUCGAUAGUGAAAGAGGCAGCAGAAGGUGAAUGUGUUUUUCUGAAUGGAAAGGUGUAUUUUUUCUGGAGCAAUCAUAAACAUCGGCCGACAUUGAAUCAACGUUGAAUAAAAUUUGUGAACAUCUGGAAUUGAAACAGCAAAAUCAUGGAAGCCACUAGCAGUACAGAACGACACCCGGCUGAGCUAAAGAAACAGAUGCGAGAGGACAAACAGCGAGAAGCUAAGAUCCAGGAACAGCUAAAUAAACAACUGAACGGUCUUUCGUUGGAGGAAAAAUUCAACCUCGUCCACAAACGGCUGAUCGAUGCGGAGAAGGAGAACAAACGGCUGCUUACGCUGCACAAGCAGUACGAGCGAAGUCUAGAGGCAAGCAAGAAGGAACGCGAAAGUAUGAUUCUAGAACACAGCAAAGUAGCCAUGACCAAAAGCAAGCUGGAGCAGCUGUGCAGAGAGCUGCAGAAGCAAAAUCGCAUGAUCAAGGACGAGAGUUUGACGAAGAUUAAAGAGGAGGAAGAGAAGCGAAAGGAGACGCAGGCCAAGUUUCAGAAGUCGUUGAAUGAGAUACAGAGUGUGAUGAAUGAGAAUAAUGAGAAAAAUUUGCAACUGAAGGAAGACAACAUGGAAAUGGCUAAGAAGUUUAAAUUUAUCCUGGAACAAUAUGAAUUGAGAGAUCAACAGAUGGACAAGAUGAACAAGCAGAUGGACUUAGUAACUCAGUUGAACGAAGCGAAGCUUGCAAAAGCUCAAAUGGAAAGUGCUGCAGAGAAGGAAAAGUUUUUGGCUGAGAAGGAAAUUAUUAUCACCGAGCUGACAAAAGUGAGAAAGCAGCUGCAGGACCUGCAAAUGGUGGAAGUGCAUCUGCGUGAGCAAGUUAACAUGUAUUCCGACAAAUACGGCGAGUUCCAGGAUUCCCUUAAGAAGAGUCACUCUAUUUUUGUCGGUUACAAGGGUGAUAUGGAAAAGAUGUCGAAAAAAAUCAAAACCUUGGAAAAGGAAACAUCCACGUGGAAGUCCAAAUGGGAACGAAGCAACGCCGCAUUACUGGAACUGGCGUCAGAAAAGCAAAUUCGAGAUGAGCACAUCAUGAAAACAGCCCGGCAGCUAUUUCAGCUGCAGAAACUAUGCCGGACGCUACAAAAUGAACGAACUGCUUACUUCGGGGCAUUGAAGCAGAACAACAUCGAAGUUCCGGAGAUUGUGGAAGUUCCAUGUCAAAUGCCAGAACCGGAACCGGUGUCCGUACCUUCGAAGAAGGAAGACGAUCGUUUGGAAAUUAUGACCAAAAAUUGUUCAGCACUGAAGGAGAAUUUGGCAGCUCUCCAGGGACAAUUGAGUGCUUUUCAAUCACAAUCUGCUGAAGCAAACACGUUGCAAAAUGGUGAAGAGCUAGCCAAUGGAAAAACUACAGCAGACAACAAUGGACAGGCGCAGCAAGGAAAAAAGAAUAAGAAAGAUAGAAAAGGUAAGAAUGGCUCUAAAAAAUCUAAUGAAGAGAAGCCCGUAGAGAAUGGAGUCGCUCCGAAAAGCAAAGAAGAAAAGAUCAAUGAAGAAAAGCCUGCGGAAAAUGAAGUCGUUCAACAUAACAAGGAAGAAACAGGGGUUCCUUCGAUUGAAGACAACGCGGCUGGGGAUAGGGAAUCCUUGGAGCGCACGCAAGAAACUUUGCCAGAAAAUGAAGCUUUGGUGGAAACAAAAGAAGAGAAAAAGACUGUUGUUCCCGUUGUUGAGGAGGUAGAGACGGCUAGCUCGGAAGCAGUAUUCUCUGGAAACACUGCAGAAGAAGUUCAACAGGCAGCGGUUGCUGCAACGUAGACAAUCAACCUUAUGCCAGUCAAACUGUUUUGUUUAGUUUUGAUUAUUUAUUUUUUGAUCCGUGAAAUUUAGGUGUUUAUUUUGACUUCAUCAUCACCUUUGUAGUGUCCGAUGUAUUCAUAACCGCCAACAAGCAAUUUUCUGUUUGUGCAAGUUUUAGUUUUAAUUUUUCGUGUCUACGUUUUACUUUCUGAGCUCCAUGAAACAAUCGUAACAUUCAAUAAAAUAUGUACUGAUUAAAAAAAAACUUAU
Molecule: messenger RNA, 2081 nt
Organism: Topomyia yanbarensis
Lineage: Eukaryota; Metazoa; Arthropoda; Insecta; Diptera; Culicidae
Product: alpha-taxilin
Exons: 6
Coding region: 162-1829 (555 amino acids)
Molecular function (GO): syntaxin binding
Source: RefSeq, a predicted model, not a curated record